Molecule: messenger RNA, 567 nt
Organism: Durusdinium trenchii
Lineage: Eukaryota; Dinophyceae; Suessiales; Symbiodiniaceae
Source: the annotation of a GenBank genome assembly
AGGAUACAGGCUCAAGUUUGCGGAUCACGGCAAACCGGAGGAAAGUGCGCCAUGAAAGUGAAGGCCUAUGAGCUGCGGAACAAGACCUCCAAGGAGCUCCUCAAGGAGCUGGAUGAAAUGAAGAGCGAGUUGGCGCAGCUCCGCGUGGCCAAGGUCUCGGGGGGAGCUGCCUCCAAGCUGGCCAAGAUCAAGACGGUGCGCAAGGCCAUCGCACGGAUCCUCACGGUGUACAACCAGAAGCAGAAGGCCGAAGCCCGUAAGCAGUACAAGGGCAAGAAAUAUAUGCCCUUGGACCUGCGCCCCAAGAAGACCCGAAAGAUUCGUCAAGCCUUGAAGGCCGAGCAGAAGUAUGCAAAGACGGCGCGAACGAAGACCAGGGAGAGCAAUUUCCCCAUGCGGCGCUUUGCGGUCUCAAUGUAGUGUUGGAGUGAAGGGAAGCCGCAAACAGACUCGCUUGCAUUCGAGCCAGAAAAGAAAGAGCGUUGACUUUACAGUUUUUACUCCAAGUUGCGCGUUUUUCAUCAACUGCCCCGUGCUGUCGGACAUGUUGACUUGAUGCCAACCCAA